AGUUGAAAGACAUUUAUUUAAAUGUGUAAGCUAAGCUGUUUGUUUUGUUGAAACAUUUAAAUUGGUUAUUUAAUUAAGUUCACGAAUCCAGGUGACGGUGCGGAGGAUUUUUUCCAGGAUGAAUAGUCAGUUUAGUGUUGUUAUGGUGAUGUGGAGUUUGCACUACGUCUUCAUUGCCCAUGGGCAGUCACUGCCUGCGGUUUGAAUCCUGCUUCCUGAUCAGGCCCGGGGUGCCACGGAGGGCAGAUUUGGGGGACUGCCCAUCGAAGCAGGAGAUGCAGAACUCUCUUCGCCAGCUGGACAAGUUGCUGUCAGCCCAGGAGGCCUCCUACCUGCAGAACCUUCGUUCCUUGAGGAAGAGACUGAGUGCCCUGCAGAACAGCAGUACCUUAAUUGCCAGGCAUGACACCCAGGCUCACAACGCCACCUGCCCUAAGCCUGAGGUCUUGGCCAAUGGCAGGAGGCUGGGCAGGGUGUUUGGUGUGGGGCACGAGGUGCACUUUGUGUGCAAAGCUGGCUACGAGCUGAUGGGGCCCCAGACCAGAGUAUGCCUGGCGUCUCGGAAGUGGAGCGGAAAGCAUCCCACAUGCAGGGUCUUUAACACUUUGAUCAACACCCCAGCUGCCAUACCUACGCCCUCCUACCUCUCCUCCAUGUCAUCCUCCACCUCCCUCUCCAUGUCAUCCUCCACCUCCAGCCCCUCCUCCCAAUCCUCUACAUCCUCUACAUCCUCCCCAUCCUCCGCCCCGCUCUCUGAUUUCGUCCGUCCGUCCCGAUGCACGCAGUUCCAGGGCUCCUCCCACUGCACCUGUGACCCCGGUUUCACCAUAAGUAGCCGCGACAAUAACGUCUGCACAGACAUGGAUGAGUGUCAGCUGUUCCCGCUGGCCCAGCCUGGGCGCCUGUGUAUGCACGCCUGUGUCAACACCCCGGGCAGCUACAGCUGUGUAUGUCCCCGUGGCUACAACCUGACCAGAGACAACCGCAGCUGCAAAGAUCUUGAUGAGUGUGAGAAUGGACAUCACAACUGCACCCAGGAGCAGGAGUGUGUAAACACGUAUGGAGGAUUCCAGUGUGUGCAUGUGGAGUGUCCUCCCAUCCAAAAUGCCACGUACAUAAAGACGUCCUCUAUGCGCUGUGAGAGGAACCCAUGCGUGGUGGGGGACUUAGCCUGCUCCCAGGCUCCCAACUCAGUCUCGUUCCAGUUCCUGCCCGUGGUCUCCAACAUGCCCGCCCCACGGGUGCUCUUCCGGGUGUCCGCAGCCCGAGUGCUGGGCGACACGUUGCGCUUCGGCCUCCUGGGAAGCACAGGCCGCCGACACUUCAGCAUGCAACGCUCUGGAAGACAGACAGGCACCCUGCUCCUGGUGAACUCAAUCCAUGGCCCUGCUACGCUGGAAGCCGAGAUAGAAAUGAGCGAACUGGAGAGAAGAGCUGUGCUGGGUCGCUACCUUACCAAGAGCCUGAAAAUCUUCAUUGUGCUUGGGCGGGAUAGAGCAUAUUGAAGGCCAGGGCAGGUAGGAUUAAGCAGGGGCCAAGCAGUGUUGUUGCAAGCUGAUGAGUGUUCGCUUAAAUUGUUCCAUCAUCUAAUCAUGUUGUGGGUGAUCUGGCACGGUCCUUGUUCUUAGCUUUUUUAACUAAUAACUGCCAUGUUUCUAUGUCCGGAAGAACCUUCAAAAUAAAAUAU
This is a messenger RNA of Esox lucius (northern pike), 1687 nucleotides long. RefSeq names its product fibulin-7. The coding region runs from base 180 to 1505 and encodes 441 amino acids. NCBI's taxonomy places the organism in Eukaryota, Metazoa, Chordata, Actinopteri, Esociformes, Esocidae. Gene Ontology annotation, molecular function: calcium ion binding. The transcript has 9 exons. The record is from RefSeq and is a predicted model, not a curated record.